Messenger RNA from Salvelinus sp. IW2-2015, 1138 nucleotides. The record is from RefSeq and is a predicted model, not a curated record. Lineage: Eukaryota; Metazoa; Chordata; Actinopteri; Salmoniformes; Salmonidae.
GGCACAGGUCGGGUGUGACGGUAACUGACGUGUGGUGCUACAUGUCUCUAUUGGACAACUGGAACCUGGUGUCUCGUAUGACGGUGCCUCGCUGCAGACACAACAGUCUGGUGUACGACGGGAAACUCUAUACCAUCGGAGGACUGGGCGUGUCAGGAAACCUGAACCAUGUAGAGAGGUACGACACCAUAACCAACCAGUGGGAGACUGUGUCUCCGCUCCCCAAGCCGGUGCACUCUGCAGCAGCCACGGUGUGCGGGGGGAAGGUYUAUGUGUUCGGAGGGGUGAACGAGGCGGGUCGAUCGGCGGGGGUACUGCAGUCAUACGUCCCUCAGACCAACUCCUGGAGCUUCAUCGAGUCACCCAUGAUAGAUAAUAAGUAUGCCCCAGCGGUCACUCUGAAUGGGCUCAUCUUUAUUCUGGGAGGAGCCUAUGCCCGGGCCAUCACCAUCUAUGACCCAGACAAAGGAAACAUCAAAGCCGGACCCAACAUGAACCACUCACGACAGUUCUGCAGUGCGGUGAUCCUGGAUGGUAAGAUCUACGCAACGGGGGGCAUUGUGAGCAGCGAGGGUCCUGCCCUGGGCAACAUGGAGAUCUUUGACCCCCACACCAACAACUGGACGCUCCUCCAGUCGCUGCCCUGCCCUCUCUUCAGACACGGCUGUGUCGUCAUCAAGAAGUAUAUCCAGAGUGGCUGAGAUCGGUUCCGUGAUGAAUGAGUUUCCUGAAAGCUUUGUAGCCAAUGUGGCUUUAUUUUCUCUGGACGACCCAGACCCACGCCUCUUGUAGAACAGCAAAGUGCUUCAGCUUCAUUUGGCGAACUUUGUUCACUUUCCCCCCAGAACUGUCAAACAUUUACAAUUAUUGUUAGUCUCCCUCUGCUGUGGGGAUGGGUUAUCGAGAGAAACGAAGUGUCAUGUUAGCUAUGAAGCUUUCGGGAAAACUCCCCCCUGACCGGUUUGGUCUGGUUAGGACAGGACACUCUGUGUGCAGCUUUUGGGGGUCGAUCGGUCAGCACCGCUGGACUGGACUAUCCAACUAAAACCCCCUCGGGACUUGAUGCCAGUGUUGUUGUCUUUACUCCACCCCCACCCCUUCAGUCCCCCAUCAACCCCCUGUGCAGAAUGUAGGCUGU